AUUUGCAGUAUGAUGAAUAAAAGAGGAAGAAAAGGAAUAAGAAUGAUUAUAUGAUUUACAAGUUCCAUAGGUUGCCUACCUGAUUCACUCGAAAAGUCAGCAUUGUGUUUAAGGUUUGUUAUUAAAACAUGCCGAUUAAAAUAGUAGCAAAAUUGGAUCGUGAAUCCGCGGUGUAUCUUGCUGGGGAAGCUAUACAAUGCAAGGUAAUAAUGCAAAAUAUUGGUAAUGAUGAGGAAUCUUUGGCGUGGGGAAGCGUUCAUGUGCAGUGUGAACGGAUUGUCAGAGCCAAUAAAGCUGAUGUUCCCUCAUCAAGAAAAAGUUCAACGGAAGAAAAAUCGCAAACGAUCGGGACAACCGCAAUGUCACGAUCCGCUUUUACUGUAUUUUCUUGCCGACCGGUUAUUUUGUUUUGUGAACUGGUACUAAAUGUUGGUGAAAGUCGUAGUUUUGAAUGUACGCAGCAAUUACCAUUGGAUUCCAUACCGCCAUCAUUCAAAGGACAUCUUGUGCGUUAUGUUUAUAAAUUGACACUUGGCGUGCAACAUGUUAAAUCACCGAUCAAACUGAUACAUGUUCCACUGCGAAUCAUACAGUCUGACCUUGGAUUAACGUUACCGUCUUCACCGACGCUUGUGAACCCUUUCAUCAGCAAUCACAGUGUUGGACCAUCAAUUGUUGAUUUGGCUGUGGAAGCAGCCGAUUGUCUAACAGCACCUCAUGGAUCUUACAGUUACAAUAUAACAAAUGCAUCCGGUCGAGUUGCCAGUUUUUCACUUAAUAAAAAAGCGUACAAACUAGGAGAAGAUGUCAUUGGAAGGUUCAAUUUCGAUAGUUGUACUGUACGAUGCCUUCAGUUUGUUGUCAGUUUACAAUCAGUUGAAAACUUGGUAAACGAUGAGUGGCGUUCACAUACAUUUGUAACCACCCAUAUGACUGAGCACACUGUUUGUGCAUAUUGGACCGAAGCAACAAUACGAUUGCAUAUACCACUCUCUGCAACAUCCACUUUCUAUACCGAUACGGGCAAGUUUUGAAGGAACGAUUGAGGAUUUUGAAAUUUGAAAUUUUCGUUCAAAGUGUAUCUAUCAACUGCUACUUGUACAUUUGAAAUGGCGCCUCCAUUUCGAAUUCGUGACAUGUAAUGAUUUUAAUGAAGAAGUGGAAGAAGGUCUUUGGCAAGCACCCACAAAUGUUAACAUAGAAACUAUGGUAUGGGAUUUGGAUAUCAAGGUUUUCCCAUGCAGUCCACAUAAUGCGGCUCUUACACUACCAAGUCCAGCUGCAACUGCUUCCAUUGUUGUUUAAUUUAUGUAGAAGGGCUAAGGUUGUAAGUUUUUUCUACUACCAUGCAAAAUGAAAUGCUGAAAAAGAAAGGC
This is a messenger RNA of Loa loa (African eye worm), 1376 nucleotides long. RefSeq lists its product as hypothetical. Gene Ontology annotation, cellular component: Golgi membrane; Ric1-Rgp1 guanyl-nucleotide exchange factor complex. Lineage: Eukaryota; Metazoa; Nematoda; Chromadorea; Rhabditida; Onchocercidae. The transcript is spliced from 8 exons. The record is from RefSeq and is a predicted model, not a curated record. Gene Ontology annotation, biological process: retrograde transport, endosome to Golgi. Bases 129 to 1034 code for a protein of 301 amino acids.